AAAAUUCAUAGAGUAAUGGCUUUCUCACAGGCGCCCUGGUUGGCUCCUUAUAUUAAUUUUAAUACAAAAAUGAGGCAGCAGGCCACUUCAGAGUUUCAAAAAAACCUCUGGAAGUUGAAAAAUAAUUCCGUCUUCGGAAAAACCUGUGAAAAUGUAAAGAAAAGACGAUCUGUGUCUUUUACUAGAGAAAAAUCAAAAUUUUUAAAAUUGGUUCGAUCACCUUUAUUUCAUAGUUUUGAGAUUUUAGAACAUGAUAUGAUUAUUGUUGAACGUCAUAAGCCAAAUGUUGUGCUCAAUCGUCCACUGUAUGUCGGUGCAGUCGUAUUGGAUGUAUCUAAACAAAUUAUGUUCAACUUUCACUAUAAUGCAAUUAAAAAAAUGUAUAAGGACAAAGUUACCAUGUGCGCGAGUGAUACAGACAGCCUUUUUUAUCAUAUUGAAACUGAUGAUGUUUAUAAAGAUAUGCAGGGUAUGUCAAAGUGGUUGGAUACUUCAGAUUAUCCUCUAGACCACCCUCUAUAUAGUUUAAAAAAUAAGAAAGUGAUGGGGUUGUUUAAAGAUGAGAAUAACGGUAAGAUAAUGACGAGUUUUAUCGGUUUGCGUGCAAAAAUGUAUACAUUUUCAACUGUAGAUGGGAAAACCAAAUGUGUUGGAAAAGGUGUCCCACGUCAAGCCUUAAAACAACAACUUAGUUUCAAGGAUUAUUAUAAGUGCAUUGUUGAAAAAAAGAACAAAAAUGUUAGUUUUAAAAAAAUAAGUUCUGAUCGUAAGCACAACUUGUUUACAACUUUUUCAACAAAAAAAGGGCUUAGUUGUUUUGAUGACAAAAGAUAUAUUGAAUCAUGUAAUGUGAAAACUAAAGCAUAUGGUCAUUUUUCAAUAAGGGAUGAUGGAGAGAGGAAUAUAUCAGAACUAGUAGAGUUAUUAGAUGAGCUGUGA
This is a messenger RNA of Thrips palmi, 939 nucleotides long. RefSeq lists its product as uncharacterized. The coding region runs from base 16 to 939 and encodes 307 amino acids. The record is from RefSeq and is a predicted model, not a curated record. NCBI's taxonomy places the organism in Eukaryota, Metazoa, Arthropoda, Insecta, Thysanoptera, Thripidae. The transcript has a single exon.